Armigeres subalbatus is the source of this 700-nucleotide messenger RNA. RefSeq names its product general odorant-binding protein 66-like. Gene Ontology annotation, molecular function: odorant binding. The record is from RefSeq and is a predicted model, not a curated record. The transcript has 4 exons. Bases 44 to 625 code for a protein of 193 amino acids. NCBI's taxonomy places the organism in Eukaryota, Metazoa, Arthropoda, Insecta, Diptera, Culicidae.
CUUUGAUUCACUGUAGACAAUAAUUGAAGAACCUCUCGGCAAUAUGAAGCUCAGCAUAGCAUGUGCAACUAUGAUCGUUAUAAUUACCGCGGUGCAUGGUCAACAACAAAUCAGCCAGGAGUGCUUCACACGACCCAAUGAUAAAGACCCGAAGGAUUGUUGCAAAUCACCGGACAUGAUGCCUCCGCGGGAUCAGUUCGCCGCUUGUAUGCAGAAGUUCCCAAGGCCCAGUAGCCCACCAACUCCGGGCAGUGCACCACUAGGCCAAAAUUGUAUGGCCGAGUGCAUGCUUGAAAAGCAAGGCAUUAUGACCGGCGGAGUGAUCAAUAAAGACACAGCCACGAGUAACCUGGUUGCUCUGGCGGGAUCAUCAUCCGACUGGCAAGCAACUACCAAGAAGGCAGUCGACACGUGCUAUCAGAAAGUAUCUUCGAUCGGAACUCAGAAGGAUAGUCUAGGCUGCAGCGUGAUUGCGGGCAGCUUUAUGGAAUGUCUACCGUCGACUAUGUUCUUGAACUGCCCUGCUGCAUCCUGGACUGCUAAUGCCCAAUGCGAUCAAAUGAAAGCGCACUUGCAAAAAGGAUGCCCCCUGAUGACUUUAUUUAAGGGACCUCCUCCACAAUAAGACGACAUUUUACAUAUAGUAACAGUAGUUUUAUAUUUUUUGAUAAAUAAAUAAGAACGGAGUCCAAAUCAAGUA